Molecule: messenger RNA, 1769 nt
Organism: Glycine soja
Lineage: Eukaryota; Viridiplantae; Streptophyta; Magnoliopsida; Fabales; Fabaceae
Product: indole-3-acetate O-methyltransferase 1-like
Exons: 4
Coding region: 216-1367 (383 amino acids)
Biological process (GO): methylation
Molecular function (GO): S-adenosylmethionine-dependent methyltransferase activity
Source: RefSeq, a predicted model, not a curated record
UCUCCUCCUCCUUUGUCUAUAUAUAUUUACUCUCUUGUCUCUCAUUUUAGCUAUCAGAGACACAGAAUCGCCACCACCAUAUAAUAGAUAUUUACGCACACUCACUUCCACUCUCUUCCUUCAUUUAGUUUAUAUAUAGUUCAUUUCCUCUUCUAAAACAACAAUAGUUCAUAUAGUCCAUUUGACUUCACAAGGUUAUUUCUUAGCUUGCUUCCAUGGGAGACAAUGUUGUAGUGUCCAAUAUGGAGCUAGAGAGGUUGCUUAGCAUGAAAGGAGGCAAAGGAGAGGGAAGCUAUGCCAACAAUUCCCAAGCACAGGCCAUACAUGCCAAGUCCAUGCAUCACCUUCUCAAAGAAGCCCUAGAUGGAGUUCAACUUCAAGCCCCUAACAUGCCAUUUGUGGUUGUGGACUUGGGGUGUUCAUGCGGAAGCAACACCAUCAAUGUGGUGGAUUUGAUCAUCAAGCACAUCAUCAAACGCUAUGAAGCCUUGGGAUUAGACCCACCUGAGUUUUCAGCUUUCUUCUCUGACCUUCCUAGCAAUGACUUCAACACCCUCUUUCAGCUCCUUCCUCCCUUGGCCAACUAUGGAGUAAGCAUGGAAGAGUGCCUUGCUGCCAAUAACCACCGCUCCUACUUUGCCGCCGGAGUACCCGGCUCCUUCUACCGGAGACUAUUUCCGGCAAGGUUCAUUGAUGUUUUCCACUCAGCCUUUUCCUUGCAUUGGUUAUCUCAGGUGCCAGAAUCUGUUUUGGACAAAAGGUCAAGUGCAUACAACAAGGGCAGGGUGUUUAUCCAUGGUGCUAGUGAGAUCACCGCAAAUGCUUACAAAAAUCAAUUCCAAACAGACUUAGCAAGCUUCUUGAGAUCAAGGGCAGUGGAACUGAAGAGAGGGGGGUCCAUGUUCUUGGUUUGCUUAGGCAGAACUUCUGUGGACCCCACAGACCAGGGUGGGGCUGGCCUCCUCUUUGGGACCCACUUUCAGGAUGCUUGGGAUGAUCUUGUCCAAGAGGGAUUAAUUAGCAGUGAGAAAAGAGACAGUUUCAACAUUCCAGUGUAUGCACCAAGCCUGCAAGACUUCAAGGAGGUGGUUGAAGCUGAUGGUUCAUUUGCCAUAAACAAGCUUGAGGUUUUCAAAGGUGGAAGUCCUCUUGUGGUGAACCAGCCAGAUGAUGAUAGUGAAGUAGGGAGGGCCCUUGCCAACAGCUGCAGGAGUGUGUCUGGUGUCCUUGUUGAUGCUCACAUUGGUGACAAGCUUAGUGAAGAACUGUUUCUGAGAGUGGAACGUAGAGCCACAAGCCAUGGCAAAGAGUUAUUAGAGCAACUACAGUUCUUUCACAUAGUUGCAUCCCUUUCUUUUGCUCUAUGAUAAUAAUGAGACAAACAUAACAAGAGGCAAAGAAAGGGUCUUAUCUAGUUCUCUUAUUAUCCCUCUCUUUCUUUUUGUGUGUUGUUUUUUGUACUUUUUAUUGCAUAGAGAGUCAAAACACACAUGAGAGAGACAGAAAAGAGGGUUCAGCACUGGCUUCCUCUAUUUUUCUCCCUCUUAUGAGUGUUUUUUUGUGUGUUCUUGCUGACAGUAGCUACUUUCUACACAUCAUGUGUUUUCUGACUUGUGUCCCCUUAUAUCAGAACUAUGAAAAUAGCUUAUCAUAGUGUGGAUGUCCAUAUUUUGUGAAAGUAGCAUGAAUGGAACGGUGUGCCUUCUGUGCCUAACAAGCUGGAGUGUUGAAUAUGCCAUUUGAUGAAUGAUGAAUCACCUCUUCCUUUC